This is a messenger RNA of Trypanosoma brucei brucei TREU927, 876 nucleotides long. RefSeq lists its product as hypothetical. The record is from RefSeq and is a predicted model, not a curated record. NCBI's taxonomy places the organism in Eukaryota, Euglenozoa, Kinetoplastea, Trypanosomatida, Trypanosomatidae. Gene Ontology annotation, molecular function: protein binding. The coding region runs from base 1 to 876 and encodes 291 amino acids. The transcript has a single exon.
AUGGCGGGAGUUCUCACUGAAAACUUAGUUCUCCAAAAGACGAAAGUGGACAGCAUUCAACGUGUUCGGAAACUCAACGUAUGUGCUGCACAGUUAAGCGACAUUGGUGUGUUACGCCGUGCUUGCAACCUUGAAGUUCUUUCCCUUAGCCUCAACGAACUCAGCGAGCUCGGUGUUCUGGAAAACUGCCCACGGCUCUCCGAAUUGUACCUUCGUAAGAAUCGUGUGGAAGAUCUCAAUCAAGUUCUUCACCUGAGCGAUGCCCCCAAUUUGACGGUAUUGACACUGACGGAAAACCCCAUUUGCCAGGACCCGAACUAUCGGCGUUUUGUCAUCGCUGCUGUCGGAAGUUUGCAGCGUCUAGACGACAUCGACAUUUUACCACAAGAGCGUGAGGAGGCAUACCGAGUAUUUCCCAACCUUCAUGCCAUUGCUCCACCGCCAUCAUUAUAUUGUGAUCCUGCUAAAGGCAAAAUACGACCAAGUAGCAGUACUAUGAUGAAUGUUGCCCAGACUUCACGGGCACUCACACGGUGUUCAAGUCCCACUCGAAUGCAGGCUGACAUGUGUGCUGCCGACUAUCAGCAAGAUCGUUAUUACAACCAACAUCGCAAUAGUGUUAAUGGUGCACAUCGCGGCCCUCAAAGUGCUGCUACGGCCAUGCGGCGAAACAAAGCAACAACGGGUUCAAUUCACCAUCCGCCGCAAGACAAACGUUUACUUCAUGGGAAUGGCGACACGCGCACACUUCCCAUGGCAAACAUGCAAAUUGGCCCAACUGAAACUGGCGUCGUACAGGCGGUAAAAGUGCUCUUGUCGGAGUUAAGUGUUGAAGGGCUCGAUGAAGUGCGACGCUUCAUUGAUGCUUUGCAGUAA